AUGUACGAGGACGUCCAGGAUGAGCCUCUGUACGACGACGCUGAGGAUGACGUCGACCUGCCUGAGCUCGACCCCGACAUGCACGCCGACCCCGAGCACCACUGGGAUAUCUCCACGAUGACGCUCGACAUGAAGAACGCCUUCCUGCAGAGCAAGCUCGACCGGGUGCUGUACAUGUACCAGCCGGACUACUUCAACGACGGAACCGACCGGGUGUGCAAGCUGCUGAAGAGCAUCUACAGGCUGAAGCAAUCGCCGCUGUUGUGGUACAAGGCGCUCGACGACGUGCUGAUGGGCGCUGGCUGGAAGAAGAGCCAGGUCGGCCAGGUGCUGUACUUCAAGGUCGGCGGGGAUGGCGUGGCCUGCUGGGUGCUGGUCUACGUCGACGACCUGCUGGCCGCCAGCAGCAGCACGGACAUGCUGAGGGAGCUGAAGGAGCUGCUGGAGGCUGCCUUCGAGCUGCGUGAGAUCUUGCCGGUGGACAGGCACCUCGGGCUGGAGAUCGUGCGCAACAGGUCGGCGAGGAAGCUGUGGCUGCACCAGCAGGGCUACGCCGACAAGCUGCGUAGGCGCUUCAUCGACGAGGACCAGACCGGGCGCACCCUGAAGACGCCGGUCUCGGUUGACGCCUACGACGAGCUGACGUUCGACAACGAGGAGGCCCAGGAGCGCCAGGAGGAGGAGUACCGGCAGAAGGUCGGCUCGCUGCAGUUCGCGGCGACGACGACGAGGCUGGACAUCGCCUUCGCCUGCAGCAAGCUGAGGAGCGGCCUUACGGUGAGGAGCGACCAGCACUGGCGUGAGGUCGACCGCUGCCUCUCCUACCUCGCCAGCACGCAUGACACCGCCCUGGAGUUCGGCGGUGGACCUGAGUCGCUGGAGCUGGUCGGCUACGUGGAUGCCGACGAUGCCGGUGACAAGCAGAACAUGACAAGCACGGGCGGCUACGUGUUCGUCUACGGAGGGGCCGCAGUCUCCUGGUCGAGCCAGCGCAUCAAGUGCGCGACGAUGUCGUCGACCGAGUCGGAGUACGUGGCGGUCACGGAAGCCGGCAAGGAGGGACGUCGACUUCGCUUCCUCCUCGCAGAGUUCCAGCAGUUGGAUGCUGGGAAGCCGACUGUCCUUCGGGUGGACAACAAGUCGGCCAUCACGGUCGCCGAGGGCAUGGGGUUGACGGGCAACCUCAAGCACAUGGAGCGGCGACAGGCCUGGCUGCAGCACAUGGUGAGGCGUGGGAAGUUCUCGCUGAGGUACAUCCCGACCACCGAGCAGCCGGCCGACUUCCUGACGAAGGCGCUGCACUAUCCGGCCUUCAACCGGUGCUCCGUCGCCAUCGGCCAGGUGCGCUUGGCCGACGUGGGCAACGAAGAUGACGACGUGCAGCAGUAG
Molecule: messenger RNA, 1389 nt
Organism: Closterium sp. Naga37s-1
Lineage: Eukaryota; Viridiplantae; Streptophyta; Zygnematophyceae; Desmidiales; Closteriaceae
Source: the annotation of a GenBank genome assembly